ACAAGGAAAAAAAAAAAAGAAGAAGAGAACUAUGGCAGAGUAAGUCACGUAUUAGUGAUUAAUAAUUAACAUAAUUUUUAAUAUAACUCAAUUAUGAAUAAUCAAUCUAUAAGUCACAAUUGACAAUAGGCAUUCUUAUUUUAAAAUUUACAUAUGUAUAUAUAUAUACAUAUAUGUAUGUAUGUAUGUAUGUAUGUAUGUAUGUAUGUAUGUAUAUUUAGCCAAAGGAAAACGAUAAAUGCAUCGCAAAAGAAAGUAGAGAUAGCAGAGGACCCUGGUGGGGCUGGGGAGGGUAAGAACACGAAGAAACGAAAGUCAAUUACGAAAUACGAGUUUGGCAAACGAUGGCACCGUUUUCGUGUCCUGACACCGACUUCUUCAAUUUUACGUGGUUCCUUUGCGAUGAACGAUAGUCAUUUCAAAUACAGAAGCCGUGGUCGUCAAGCAGCACCAUGUUCAGUCGUCGCAAUCGUUUAUGGUCGAUUAUUUGACCCUAAAGAAUGGAUACAGGAUUACGUAGAUCAAGUUAUUGAAUACGGGGAUAAGUUAUUUCGCAUAAGUAUGAUGAGAAAUCGCGUUAAGGAUAACGAGUACAUGAAAGCUACCCUAGUAUUUCCAGAAUUCUAUAUUGGCAAUUAUAAGAUUUUAAUUUGCAUCGAGGAGACCGGUAUUUAUGGUAAUCUAUUUAGCGAGACCAUAGGAUGUUCAGAUUUUUCCGAGGGCAUAAUAAGAUUCUUUAACAACAAUGAUGCUGGCAUUAUUACUGCUCAAGGUACAUCAGUAGCAAUGUGGCGUCAUUCCGGCAUCGGUUUUUUAUAUUUUGAUCCUGGACCAUGCGAAGAGCAUGGUUUACGUCGUCAGGAUGGGGUUGCCUGUUUGCUCAGAUUUAAAUGCAUGAACGACAUGCGUGAUCAUUUUCUAAAGAAUAUGAACAAAAGUUACGAUUCGAGAUAUUGUAUAGACAAAAUGAUUAUUUUACGAGUUAACGAGGUGGGCCGUGGUUACAUCGAUAAAAUUCCCGAUGAAACCGAUUUGGUAAUUGACAGAAGUGUUCUUAGAUCUAUUAAUCCCGUUGAUAUAGACGAAAAUAAAAUGGAUUGUACUAGGCCUGUUCCUAAAAGUGAAAAGGUUAAGGUAAUGCCAAUUGCCAAAUUUCACAAAGAACCAUUGACCAUAACUAUUUCGAAUUAUAGUAUCGAUAAAAUGUUUGCUACGGAACCAUUGGUCGAUUUGAGUACUUUCGACACUGGUUAUCCUUACGAUAACAUGCAGGUUAAUAUACCUUCGUCCUUUCAAGAAUUACCUAAAAAAAUGGCAAUACUUCAUGGCUUGACUCAUGAAGCCAGUGACAUAUACAAAGGUAAAGGUGGUCAAAAUGUGGCUAACUGUGUAAUGGCUAUUGCUAUGAAGAAGAUACAUCCUGUUAAAACUUGGCUGAGACCUAAAUUAGACGAGAUAUUGGCAUUAGGUGAUCAACUUUAUGCAAUUGUUAAGACCGAAAAGCCUUUCCUCAAGACAAUGACUGCUGCUGAUCUCGAUGACAAUUAUAUUCAAAUAGAAGAUCAUAAACUAGUGAUCAACGUUGAUCUGAUAACUAUUACUGGAACGGUUAUUUCGAAACUUCCGGAUAUACUUAAUUUAAAGCAAGGAUUACGUGAAUUUUUCUUGAUUAAUAAUGAAGGUAUCAUUGAAACUCCUAUGAUGGCUGUAGCUAUAUGGACUCAAGAUGAUUUUUAUUAUGCUUUCGAUCCACGUUAUUGCGAUAGUUUCGGUAAUAGAAUAAUUGAAGAAAAAGCUAAAGGUGGUAAAGCUGGUAACAGUAAUGCACAAAAACAAGUUCUUGGAAAAUGUUGCGUCAUAAGAUUUCCAGAAUCUGAUGAUCUCGCAGCAUGGUUUAUCAAGAAUCUUGAACAAACUCGAAAGAACGAUCGAUUUACCAUACGACACAUUACAAUACUGGAAGAUAUUCCUGGUAUUAGAGCUUGGAAUGAUUUCGAGCCGGGAACACCAGGAGAAACUUGGAUUCUUCGUGGUGAAAUUUCUAACCAAGAUGAGUCAUUUGAAAAUAGUAAAGGUAUUCAAGGUUUGGCUAUACCCGUGGUAUCUUUGAUUUAUGCCAAAGAGACACCACCAGCCAAAUGGACAAGUGAGAUUAUCGAUGAAGCUAUACGAGACGGUGACGAUUAUUACAAUGUUUGUUAUCCAUCGGAAAAAACAGAGGGUAUUCAGCGACCAUUUCUGAUAACCAGUUUGAAGAAAAAUUUUUAUUUAAAGAAUAGAAAAGUAAAGAUCGAAUUAGACGAUUCUAUUAUAGUUGGUGAUUUGAAUACAACACCCGGAAAAAAUGUAUUAAAUUUAGAAGAAGGAAUUAAGAAAUUCUUUGAAAAUUAUCAAUAUGGUAUAGUCGAGUUAGGUAACUUGGCUGUUGCGAUUUGGAAAUUUGAGGAUGAUAUGAAAUACAAGUUUCGCGAUAAAAACGAUGAAAAAGUGACGUAUUAUUAUUGCUUCGAUCCAAAUCCUCGUGGAAAAUUAGGUCAUACCCCUGUAGCGGGGGCGGAAGAGGAAAAUGUUGCUUGUGUGAUACGAACUCUCAGUCCUAAGGUUCUGUCUUCUUUUAUCGCAACAAAUGCUUUUAUACCACGGGAUCGUGGAACCGAAUAUUUCAUUCAUAAUUUGAAAAGUUUGUCUAUAGGAUUACCUAUGACGGAAGAAGAAUUAGAAAUAGAUAAGGAAACACCGGAUGAACCAGAGAUGUAUCAUUAUUCGAAAUUAGCCGACGGUGGCGCAAUAAUACAAGGUAGUUUCAAUCAAGCAAACGAAAAGAUGUUUAAAAGACAAAUGCGGGACAAACAACAGGCGGCGAGUUCUCUGGCUGCUUUAGCCAUGACGAAACUUUAUAAUCCACAUUUAUGGUAUCGUGAGGUAGUCGAUGAUAUAUUGAAGAUAGGCGACAAGAUAGCAACGGAUAAUAUUAAUAAUUUACCAGAACCAGAUAUCGAAGAGGACACAAGAAAUUUUCUUUUACCGAUUGAACUAACUGAAAACUUUGCCAUUGGUGUUAAUCGUAUGAAUAUUAUUGUGGAAGAAGAUGAUAUUGUUGGUAAAUCCACCGAUAUCGGUAAAUUUUUGGAACAAUUCUUUGAAAAUAACGUUAUGGGUAUAAUCAAACAGAACAAUAUCAUAAUGCCGUUUUGGAAAGAAAAAGAGAUUUUUUUCAUGAUGGAUCCUAGAGGUAGAGAUUCUCGUGGUGAACCUUCGGAUAAAGAUCCAGCCGCUGUAAUGUGGUUCACAGAUCUUGCAUCCUUGGCUGCCAAAAUUGGGGUAGGUUUGAUCGAUGAAAAGGAUAUAGCAAUAGAUAACGUGACUGUGAACAAUGUAUUUGAGACACGUCUUACUGAAACGGAACAUCCUAGGCGUACCACUUCUGGCGAUGAACUUUGGCAUAAUUUUCCUAAACUUGAUGAUGGCGUUUGGAGUAUUGGUGGGAACGUCACGAUGACAGAUGCUAGAUUCGACGAAGCUAAUCGUAAUAAUCAGACUGCAGCUAUUGCCACAAUGGCUAUCAUUUUUUCCAAAGUAUACGAACCACGAUAUUGGAACACUGAUAUUAUCGACGAGGUGAUCGUUACUGGUGAUAAAUUACAUUCCAAAUGCGUCGAGAGAUUAGGAGAAGUUAAAGCACCGCGUAUCAAUGAAAUCAUCACGGAAUUCUUUCUUUCUUCUCGUAGAAUCGAUUUAACGGUUAAAGAUUGUAUCGAGGCUGGCGAUCUUAGUGGGAAAAUACCUAAAUUACAAAACUUGCAAAGUGGAUUAGAUAAAUUUUUUAAAAAUUACGAUUCUGGUAUAUUAAUUGCGAAUGAUAAUCGACACAUACCCAUUUGGAAGUUCAAGAAUGUUUAUUACUCUCUUAUACCCGAUUGGAUCACUCGUACCGAAGAGGAAGAGACAAUAGCACCAAGAAUAUUUCGAUUUGAUAACAUUGAAACCUUGGUUGAAUAUCUAUUAAAACAUCUUGGAAAAGAAGGCGAUUAUGAGAUCACAGCGAUCGACGUUGUUGAUUGGAAUAAAUCAGCACCAUGGAAAUUUGAUCCCAGUCCAGCAAUACGUCCAUCGAAUUUACCACCAUUAAACGCUUAUCAUAGACUCCAAGGUGAAGCUCGUGCGAUUCUACGAGGAAAGUAUCAUCAAGGUGACGAAAUAUUCCCCGAAAUUUUACGUAACAGGCAAAGCGCAGCGAAUUGUGUGGUUAGCCUUGGAAUGUCCGUAAUCAAGAAUCCCAUAACUUGGACGAAAAAAACAAUGAAUGAAAUUCUUGUUAUUGGUAGUAACGUUCAUCGCGAAACUAUGAAGACAAAGCCUGGAAAAUUGAGAUUGAUACCUCAGGAUAUAAUUAGAAUCUUUUACGUAGGUGUCAAUAUUUUGACUGCAGAUAUAGAAUCUAACACGGUAUCAGGUAUAGUUUCUAUACCCCCACCUGAUCCUGAGGACAAGAAGAAGAAAAAAAAAGGCGAAAAGAAGGCCAAAAAAGCUGGAGGAAAAAAAGGUAGGCCUGUUAGGGUUCGACCUCCUCCGCCACCACCUAUUUUACUCGAAGAAGGUUUGAAAAAAUUUUUUGAAAACAAUCGUGCUGGAAUAUUGGUUACUGGCCGUGGCAUGAUAGCCAUUUGGAAAAACAAGGGUAUUUAUUUCAUGUACGAUCCUCGUGCACGUAACGAUCAAGGUCUUCCCGAUUUCUAUGGAACCUCCUGCGUCAUGUGGUUCGCCUGCAUGGAACCAUUUUACGAAUUGAUCUUUGCUAACAUCGACGAACGAGAAAAAUAUGCUAAUUAUCAGAUCUCUCGAGUGAUAAUAAAAACGGUAAUGAUCGAACCAUUGCCUUGUCCUGCUGAUUUCUGUCCAUAUUUCGAUUGCAUAGCACCGCCAAUACCUGUUACAACGAUGAAGAGGACGACAACAUUGGCUGUUGAAAUUGUAACGGAUUAUAACAUUGUUGAUGAAGAACAAAGCGUUCUACGUGGUACUUUGCACAUGGGUCAUCGUAUAUUUGACGUAAAGAAUAGAGGACUCCAGAGCACUGCCAUUGCUGCAGUUGCCAUUGUAGUUGGUCUGUUACACGUUCCAUCUUCUUGGACACCGAAUCUGAUCGAUGCUGUGCUAAAAUACGGAGAUCUUUUACAUUCCGACAGCGUUCGUGCCGCACGUCCAGGUGCCAGAAAUCUCUCACCAAGUGAACUCUUGACUGUUUUCAUCGUAGGUGAUUUUCGUGCUACCAUACACAUUCACAAUCACACCGCAGCUGGUUUAUUAUUUGUCUAUGAUCUAUCCGAAGCUUUAAAUAUGUUUUUUCGUACAAAUUGUGCCGGUAUAUUGCAUACUACCAACAUGGCUGUUGCUGUUAUGCAACAUUAUGGAAAAUUUUAUCUCUUUGAUCCGUGCUCUUGCAACGAACAGGGCCAAGCCAAUUUCGAGGGUUCUGCAUGUGUGGUGAAAUGCGACAAUAUCAUGAGAAUUGCCAAAAUAUUCAUUACGAAUUGUAAUUUGAAAACACCCAAUGUUUAUACCUUAAAUGCGGUCAAUAUAUUGAGUUUACAUUUCUUCUCGGAUGCCAAAUCACCUUGUCCAUCUAAAUGUGAGCAAUAAUGUAUUGCCAAUGAAUAUAUUAAAUUAUACGAAUGUAAUUUUAUGUAAAAUUAUGUUUAAUUAUGAAGGACUUAUAGUAAUUUUUGUAAUAUUAAAUACCAUCGCAUUUCUUCACCAAUAUAUUUAUAUAUUGAAGACUUUCAUUUCUUUUCUUUCGAUUUCCUAAAUUAAAUUUUAACUACGAAGGUAUGUCAAUAAAGUAACGUCACGCUCGCGACAACAUUCUCAAAUGGCUAAUUUUAUUUAUAGGUUUUCUUUAUGACACAAAUCACUUUUAGCAUCUACAUGAGUAGGAGUACAGGCUAAUACGAGAAUGAAUUUGAUACAGAUCACUUAAUAGUGUAAAUACAAUGUUUCUUUCAAAUUACACGCUAUAAACUAGAUACUUAGAAAACACUGUACAACGCAGCUGAGAACUGUCGAUGAUACUUUACAAUAUGAUACAACCAUUCAUUUUAUGUUUUUCUUGUUUUUUUUCUUUUUCUUUUUUCUGUUUUUUUUUUUUUUUUUUGUUUUAAGCGAGACGAUUCCUUAUAUAUCGGUGGUGUUGUCCGUUUCUUUUCUUUUUUUUUCUUUUUCUAUUAUGUUCUCUCUCUCACUCUCUCUCUCUCUCUCUCUCUCCUUGUUAUUUCGUUUCGUUUUCUCUCUCUCUCUCUCUCUCUCUCUCUCUCUUUUUUAUAGUUUUUCCUUAAAGUUUAUCGACCGUCACGAGAAUCUUGUUGUAACAUAAACAACACAUUAUCGCGAACGCACAGAACAUAUCCGAUAGGCCAUGUUUGAACGGGUCCAUGGGACUCACCAUUAAAAAAAAACAAAAAAAAAAAAAAAAAAAAAAA
Vespa crabro (European hornet) is the source of this 6476-nucleotide messenger RNA. RefSeq lists its product as uncharacterized. The record is from RefSeq and is a predicted model, not a curated record. NCBI's taxonomy places the organism in Eukaryota, Metazoa, Arthropoda, Insecta, Hymenoptera, Vespidae. The transcript has a single exon. Bases 154 to 5640 code for a protein of 1828 amino acids.